AUCCAUAGCUGAAAUUAAAUACCCCGAAGUUGUAUCCAUUCUAUACAAAAUGGCUGCUUAAAUGUAUUUGGUGUAGUUUACACGUGAAUAAGUUGACAACAUUCUUAUUUAUUAAUUCGUUAGAAUACAUAUGUAAAUAUUUCGUUUACAGAAUUAUUAAAAUGGAUUCUCAUAACAGUGAACAGAAAAUUGGGGAUAACAGUGAUUGUAAUGGAUUUGUAAUUAACGAAAUUGCUUCUAAAUCAUGUGAAGUUACCAUAGAAGGUAUUGUACAAAACGAAAAGUGUGAAGAUAAGGAAGCAACUAGUAAUUCUUCAUGUGAUAAUAAUUCUUCUAAUGUUAAACAAGUGUUUAAUAGUGAUGAAGGCUGUGAUACAAAAGUAAAUAUUGACCUGACCAAAGAAAAUUCUGUUGGUGAGGAAACAGAAAGAUGUACGGCUACUAUAGACAAUUAUAUUACCCCAGUAAACGAGAAUUUGAAAGAUAUUUUGAUACAAAAAGUAAUGAAUCAAGUAAAAGAUAUGAACAUCAUCGAGACUCCGAAAAAUAAAGGAGAUUCUUCGGUUAUAAUCAAAAAUGAAAGUUCUUCAUUGAAAAAUCUGUUGUUGUACCAUAGUGAUAGUUCUGAUGAAGAAGAAAAUGAAGAAUAUGUCGAUAGCUGGAAACGACAGAUUUUUCCCAGUGAUUCAUCGUCUUCUAGUGUCAGUGAAUCUGAAUCACAAGAAUGUGUUGAAAUUAGCGAAGAUGAUGAAGAUGACAUUGGGUUUGUACUACCGAAUUGUACGAACGUGUUCAAAAAAAUCACCGACAAUGAUAUGGACGUUCCGCCACCCGUAGAUAUUUCAAACUUACAAAUAGACUACGAAAAAGAACAAUUUUUACAUAUAGGUCACAUUUCGAAUUUCGUCAACGCCACAGUGACAGUGGAUACGAUAGAAAACGUCGCUUCGUACGAUAUCGACACCGUACUUUUCAUCGACGAUAAAACGUCGAAAAAACCCUUCGGCGGAAUAAGCGACGUCAUAGGGCCGGUAUGCCGACCAGUAUACUGCGUCCAAUUACGCGAUACCAAAGAAAUCGAACAAUCGGGACUCGAAAAAGGGAUGAAAGUGUACAGCGCCCCGAAAAGUCCUUACGCCAAAUACGUUUUUUUGAAAGAUCUGUUAAAGAUGAAAGGGAGUGACGCUUCCGGUAAGGACGAUAUCGAAGUACCCAGCGACGAAGUUAGUACUGACGAAGAAAACGACGUUGAAGAAUUGAGACCGCAAAAACGCAAACAUAAUCGGAGCUUGGAUCGACAUAAGAAAUUCGAAAAAUCUAAAAACGAAUCGAACAUUAUUAAAAGUAGAAUCGCAAAUAUGAUGGAUAGAUACGGGAACUGUCAGGAUAAUGUCUGUUUUCCUCAUGGAUUCGAUCCUGCCGUACCGCCGCCGGUUAUACAAUAUGAUAGGGCGCAACCGAGAUUUUUCACUCCCCCAUAUAAUUUCAGUCAAGCAAUGCCCAAUCGGUGGUUUACCCCUCCGAUGCCGAACAUUCGACGGAAUAUACCCCCCCGCCACCAUCGCCACUACAACUCCCCCGGCCCUUCGAAUUAUUUUUAAGGGAUUGUAUUAUGAAAAUUCGUUGUUUUCAUUACGUUGUUUCAAAUAGGAUUUUCCUGUUUUCGUUUUAAAAAAUAUCCAAUUAUUCGAGUUGAUUUUUGAAAUUAUAAUUAGAGUGUCUACUUUUGAAAUCGCGUUUACGCAAAAAUUGAAAAAACAUAUAAAUAACGUUUUUUCGGUUAUGUAAUAUGACUUUUUGUCUUCCAUAUCGGCAGUCUAAUGUUUAAUAAAUCAAUAUUGUUUAAUUGAAUUUUUCAAAAUUUGAUUUUUUUGGUAGAGAAUUUUUUUAAUCCACAUUUGAAUGAGGAAAAUCUUAUUUUCGAUUUAAAUCGAAUAACUUCUAGUGCCAUCGGAAAGACUGUUAUUAGAUAAUAGAAUUUAUUGUUUUUAUUUUUAAUUUAAAAAUUUUUUAUGUUGUUUUUUUUUAUAUAACAGAAGCGAUUUGGAAAAGCACACAGCAAAAUUAUCUUUCAUAUAAAUUAAUAAAUUUCUGAAAAACAAUAUACGCGAUAGAAUUUAUAAUAUUGAAAAAUUUUUAAUACACACUGUAUACAAAGUUAAAUUACUAAUUUGAUAUUUAUUUAUCUUCAUCUUUAUUAUGCAGGGUAGUCUUAUAUUCGAGAUAGUAAUCGAAUCAGGGCGAAAUCGAUUAUUCUAAAAAUUUUGUGAAACACCCUGUAGAAAAUGUUGAAGUUGGAAAUUUCUGGUUAUUUUAUUGUCUCACCCUGUAUAAAACGUAAAAUUUUUGUCUUAUUUUUAUUUCUAUUUAUAAAAAUCGAUAUACAGAAUGGAUUUUAUUCAGGAAAUUAUUCUAGAAUUUUUUCCAAUUUUCAUCUUCUUCUAAAAAAAAAUAGUGUACAGGGUGGGCAUAAAAAUCAUUUAGUACAAAAUCACUUCAAAUUUGUAUUUGUAGUACAGAACGUUGAAUUUGUGUACAGGGUGGUAGUUUAUUCUUGUUAAAAAAGUUGUUAUGACUUUUCGAGGGAGUUUCGCUGUGUACUCAUUCAAAUUUUACUACUAUAGUACUUACCAAGAGCUUGUUGCGUUAAUUUUCUUGUUCAACUUGAUGAUAAUUUUAUAUUUCUAAAAACAAUGUAGUCGUAGAUUGAAUAAAGUGGUUCGUUACUUAUGUAUAAA
Molecule: messenger RNA, 2738 nt
Organism: Diorhabda sublineata
Lineage: Eukaryota; Metazoa; Arthropoda; Insecta; Coleoptera; Chrysomelidae
Product: H/ACA ribonucleoprotein complex non-core subunit NAF1
Exons: 7
Coding region: 162-1601 (479 amino acids)
Biological process (GO): ribosome biogenesis; box H/ACA snoRNP assembly; pseudouridine synthesis
Cellular component (GO): sno(s)RNA-containing ribonucleoprotein complex
Molecular function (GO): RNA binding
Source: RefSeq, a predicted model, not a curated record